Adineta ricciae is the source of this 1257-nucleotide messenger RNA. The record is from the annotation of a GenBank genome assembly. NCBI's taxonomy places the organism in Eukaryota, Metazoa, Rotifera, Eurotatoria, Adinetida, Adinetidae.
AUGGGUAAUAUCUCACCUCGCCAAUCAAAAUCAUAUCGUGAUGGACUUAAUCAUCUCUCAUCAUCAACAACGACUGCAAGCACAACUACACCAACGCGUUCGUCAUGGAAAAAACAAUUGCAAAUCAUUAAUGAUACGCUGAACAUCAAGAAAUUUACUCUGCGACAUGCGCAUGGACGACACAAACGUUACCGAACGAAUUUUGAUGAAACAAACCAUUCGAAGUUAGCAACAUCAGUCACCACACAAAAUUUUCCCGAUCUAACUAAAACCAAUGCGGAAAAAUUGCUGAGAGACGAACACACCGAGAAUAAAUUUCCUUCAGACAAUCAUUUUACCAAAUCAUUUAGUUUAUUUUCCAUGAAACAACCAAUGACAGAUAUAACAAAUAAAGAGAUUAUGACAAAAUCAAUUACAGCGAAUAUUAAAGAAAAAGAUGAGAUAUUACAAGAGCAACAACUGACAUCGAAUAGCUCGACAAAGAACUACAAACAGCAAGAAAAGAUUUUACUGAAAGAAAAUCAAACAACAGAUGUUUCCAUUCAAUACAAACGACGACACAAAUGUGAAAUAACCACAGUAUCCAAUUCACUCGUUAAUAAACGUCAUUCCGCAUUCAUUGCUCCGUCAUAUCAUUUAUCAAAAUCUCAAUCACAAUACUAUCAUCAUCCCAAUCAUAUUCAAUUGUCUUCCUAUACAACAUUAACCAACGGUUUAUCAUCGAGCACGAAACACAUUCGUACGAUAGAAAAGCACACGACUCGAAAGACGAUCAUUCAAGCAUCAACGAAUGAAUUACUUCGAUGUUUAGGCGAAUACUUAUGUUCCUGUUGCUCACAUUUAUUACCCAUCCUCGAUCCAUUGGAUUGUAUUUUAUGGAUAAAAAGUGCUGAUCGUCAAUUGAUUCUACAAGGUUGGCAAGAACAAGUCUUUGUGAAUCCGGCAAAUAUUGUUUUCGUCUAUCUUCUCGUACGUGAAACAUUAACAUAUGUUAUCCCGUCGAUAACAAUUAAAAAUGUCACGGAAUUACAUGCGAUUAUCUUAACGUGUUUAUAUCUCGCAUUUAGUUACAUGGGAAAUGAAAUAACAUAUCCAUUGAAGCCUUUCGUUACUGACAAUGAGACGCGUGAUGUGUUUUGGCAACGCGUUGUGUUAAUCAUGGCUCGUUUGAGUUCGAAAAUGUUGGCGAUCAAUCAAAAUCCGAAGUUUUUUACUGAAUGUUUUUCCGAAUUGAAAACUUAUAAUCUAGUCCGUUAA